Paramuricea clavata is the source of this 1149-nucleotide messenger RNA. The record is from the annotation of a GenBank genome assembly. Lineage: Eukaryota; Metazoa; Cnidaria; Anthozoa; Malacalcyonacea; Plexauridae.
AUGGACGACAAGGAGGUCGUAGCUGUAAUUCUACUAGACCUUUCUAAAGCAUUUGACAGUAUCGAUCAUGUAUUGCUUCUAAAAAAGCUCCAAGUAUUGGGAGUGUCCGAUGACGCUUUAUGUUGGUUUAAGAGUUACUUGACAGGACGACAGCAGGUUGUGCGCAUUGGAUCGACUGUCUCUGAAACACGCACACUCAAUCAUGGCGUUCCGCAGGGCUCAAUUCUCGGUCCCAUGUUAUUCAACAUAUAUAUUAAUGAUUUACCUAUGGUACCAAAGAAUGGUAAUUUGAAGUCUUACGUCGACGACUCGAAGCUACUUUUGUCAUUUUCCGUCAAUGAAGUGAACUCAGCGGCUGCUAAGCUUAACGAAGAUCUACGGAGAGUCGUUUCUUGGUGUUCUCUAAAUAGUCUGCUUAUUAAUCCCAAUAAGACGAAAUUACUUGUGUUCGCAACUCGUUAUAUGUUGAAACAGAUACCGGCAGAUUUCCAUAUUUUACUAUUGGGGAAAAAACUGUUUCCUGUGACCUCAGCCACUGAUCUAGGCGUGACACUGGAUAGUGGUUUGACGUACGAUGAACACGUCACAAAACUGGUUUCCUCUUGUGUCGGUAGCCUGUGUCAAAUUAAUAGAGCAAGGCACCUUUUUGAUAUGAAGACGUUAAUUCUUUUAAUAAACGCGUUGGUUUUUAGUAAACUCUAUUACUGUUCAACCAUAUGGUCUAAUUCAUCGAAGAAAAACAUUGCAAAAUUGCAAAAAGUUCAGAAUUUCGCAGCACGUAUUGUCACGGGCACAAAAAAAUUCGACCAUAUCACUCCAUCUUUAAAACAGCUUAACUGGUUACCAGUCAAUUAUAUGUUGCGAUUCCGAGAUACAGUAAUGGCUUAUAAAUGUGUUAAUGGUAUGGCCCCAUCAUAUUUAUGUCGUAUGUUCCAAACAAGAUCACAAUUACACAAUUUGAACACAAGAUCUUGCGAAUUAUUGGAAAUACCUUUAUAUAGAACAGCGACCGGACAACGUUCUUUUCGCUACCGAGCUUCUUGUUUAUGGAACAGUUUGCCAGAAUGGCUAAAAGACCAUAAUCUUAAUUUGGAACGUUUUAAAAGCGGGCUACGAAGUUAUUUGGUUCAACAAUUUCUCGAUGAAUAG